Molecule: messenger RNA, 4089 nt
Organism: Wyeomyia smithii (pitcher-plant mosquito)
Lineage: Eukaryota; Metazoa; Arthropoda; Insecta; Diptera; Culicidae
Product: histone H2A, sperm-like
Exons: 1
Coding region: 3171-3746 (191 amino acids)
Cellular component (GO): nucleosome
Molecular function (GO): protein heterodimerization activity; DNA binding; structural constituent of chromatin
Source: RefSeq, a predicted model, not a curated record
UUAAGAAUUGGUUGAAGGAACGACGAGAAAACUACUGAAAACGAACUACCAAAACAGAACGGGGCAUUGUUGUUACAAUUUUGAACAAACCCGAAAAUCCAAAUGACCCGGAAGAUAAAACUACAUUAUAGAAAUACAGAAGAAAAAAAAUACUUCGGAUAAUCGAGCCAUUUUCUCCGGAUAAUCGAGUCCGACCUGUAUCAGGAAUACAGAAUUUGCAAUUUUGUCUGUAAAACACAAAUUGUUCGAGUCUGUGUUUUUUUCAAUUUGCCGGUGUAUAAAAGAUCCUUCAUAAUUUUGAGUUUAUAAAUAUUUGCGCACGCAGAUUUUCUGAAAAUGUGUGCGAGAGCAUAACCUCUGAGGCAGAUUUUUCGGGGUUUCAUGCAGUUGCAAAAAUUUUACAAUCCUGCAUCUCACUAUUUUGUGAAACGAGAAUCAACAUUCGACCGUAAUGAAGUGUGUUCGAAAUUGUAACCAAAGCCUUAAAUCCAGAAAAGCGCGAUUAAUAAUCGAAGUACGCUAACAUGAUUAUUGCUGAAAGCCCAUGAAAUUUAUUAUUUUACGUGAAAAUAAACCAAAAUAUUUUGUAAAAUGACAAUAAAUACAAAAAUCGUUUGCGAUGAAUAUUUUUUACCUUUCAGCUAUACUGCCGGUACCCGGAUAACUGUCCCAUAAUGAAAAACAACAAGUUGAGAAAACGGCGAUUUAAUAUUAUCCGUGAAUUUUCGAAUUUCCAGCAAUUACAUCCAGAACCAAUGACCAUAACAGUUUCAUGGCACCACAAGUUUAUCGUUGAGAACAAAAAACCAUGGAUGGAAUUGGUUUUACGUUAUAUAACUUGAAAAAAAGGACAAAAUGGGACAAAAUAUGCGGGUACAUAUUUUGUCCCAUCACAUAUAAAUUCAACCAGCAACCGGCAGUAUCAUUGGCAACGUACAUUGUUUUACAGAAAAACAUCAUUAGUCUAGGUAAUUAAAUGACAUACUUCUAUAUGCCUAAAAUAAUCCGAUAUACACUAAUCUGGAGCAAAAUUAUAUGUUUGCAGUUUGUACCACUAUGCAGUGGGACUGUAAUGCGGGUACUUUCAAUAUGUAAUUGUAAUUGUGUAGUAUAGAAGGGGGCCUAGGGCCAGGUCUCCAGUGUAUACACCGUCCAUGCUAUACUAGUAGAAUAGUGGAGAUGGAACAAUAAAGCGAUCAAGCGGAUCAAAACAGUAUUGUCCAACUUACUGAUUUAAGACAGAACGGCAAUACUGGAUUUUGUACGAAUCAUUGUAAUUGAGCAUGACAUCGUGCAACCCUCAAGCACUUCCACUGUCUCAUUUCGAGUAAAUCACUAGCCAUACAUAAUAUGACAUUGGUUGUAAUAUCAAUAGUAAUAGUAAUUUGCUUUUUUACAUACCUGCUGUGCCCUCAUCCUUUACUUACCCCGUUUCAUGUUUGUUACCUUUAAUCACUCUUUCAUUGACCCUUGUUUGAUUGUAUUCCUCAGGGCAAUUGCUUGGUUCUUCGUUUGCUCUAAUUCUUGAUUUUUCUCGCCUUUUUUUUUUUUUUGAAAAAGAGGAAACUGGAUUAAUGAUUUUAUUUGAAGAAUAAAAAUUGAUAUAAAUAAGUCUGAAUUACGACCGCGCAUAUAUCUAACUACUGGUUGAGCGUUGGCUUCGAGAAAGUAGAAAGUAGAAAGCAUGUCUUAGUUGUCACAAUAGUCAAUUAAAACUGCUUAAUCCGUAAAAGACGAGAUCAAUCAAUCUGACCUUUUAUGCGGGUACCGGCAGUAUAACAAUACGCAUAACAAAAAAAAUGCUUUUUUCCUUGUUUCAAAUUGACAGUCAAUGACAGCUCAUUCUUGUUCAUUUUGACACUCACAAAGCUUCGUAUUCGUUUCUCCCUCCCAGGCUUUACGCGGUCGAUAGUGUCGUAAGCGGCCCUAAAAUCGCUGAAUAGGUGGUGCGUGGAAACAUGGUAUUCGCGACACUUUUGGAGGAUUUUUCGCAGCGUAAAGAUUUAGUCCGUUGUCGAUCGCCCAUCCACAAAACCACAAAUGAUCUGGGAGAGUACUUUGUAGGUUGCGCUGAGAAUCGUGAUCGCUCGGUAGUUCUCAUAUUCCAACUUGUCGCCUUCCCUUUAUAUUGGACAUAUUACUCGCUCCUUCUACUUCUCCGGUAGCUGUAAUGUAUCCCAGAACCUGACAAUCCGGGCCCAGCUUAAUAAUCUCCGCUGCGAUGUCAUCCUUUCCAGCUGAUUUGUUGUUCUUCAGCUGCCUGAUAGCAUCCUUAUCAUCACUUAUCGUAGGGAGCGGUAUAUCUCCUUCAAUCGCUGUGCUGACGAAGUCGUUCCUUCUACCGUCUUAGUUCUCUGCCUCUGCGCCAUGCCUGUCGAUCACCUCACGUUCUCUAAUCAAGAUUCCACCAUCUUUAUCCCGACACAUUUCAACUCGUGGCACAAACAUUAACAUUGGGGCUUAUCACGGGAGUCACUUCACGGUGAAGUGACAACCGUAAUAGGCACGGUUAAAGUGAUUCCCAUUUGAUUUGCACGCGUCUUUUUUCACCGUGAGAUUUUUUCACUUCGUUCUCACCGUGAAGUGACUCCCAUAAUAAACCCCAUUAUUUGCUUCCUGUACUGAUUGUUUUUACGGCUGGCUUGUGAGGCCUGCAUCAACCUCGCCAGAAUAGCAUCGUGACAGCACUUUAUAACAUUGCUAAUUUUAAAUCUUAGAACGGUCAGAGUCUAGAUAAUAUCAAAACAGAGAAUCAAUUUCAAACUGAAUGAAGAAUCGCCCACAAAUGCUACUGAACAUAAAAAAAAAGCAAAAACCGCAUGUACUAACAUGUGUUAGGGUGUGGGACUAGUUCGUCGGGGGUUUCCUUCGUCAUAAUUUUUGUUUCAUUCUAAUAGUCCCACACCCUGCUACAAACUAAUCCUGAAGCACAUAUAUCAAACACUCUUUUGAUCUCUGACGCCAUGCUCUUAUGAGUUUAUCAUAGAUUCGGCUAUAAGCAUUUCAUGUUCGAACUGGAAACCAGCCUAUAACAACAAAUGCGUAAAAAAAACUCCAUCCAAGUUGCCCGUUCUCCCUAGCACUUUAAUUCAUUUAUCUGUCUCUUUAAACAUUUCGCUCACGUAAACAGACGAACAAGUUUACCGAUAUUACAAACCACGACCGGCAACAUGAACAUUCUUGAAAACCAAAACACAAACCUCUCACCGUCACCAGUCACUCCACAAUUCACUCGGUGCGCGUGCUCUUUUUCUCUCGAUACAAAAACCAAACGCACAGCUUGCUACGCCACCAGUAGGGUAUUUAAAUUUAACCGCGAAGCUUGUGCUUGCCUGCAUUCGAAAAUCUCUACUCAACAGUACAGAAUGGAAACACGCGCCACAGCAAAAGAGCGACACUCGCGAUCGCAACGCGCCGGCCUACGCUUCCCGGUGGCCCGGAUUCAUCGGCAGCUGCGAAGUGGCAACUAUGCGGACCGAAUUGAUGCCGGUGCCUCCGUUUAUCUGACGGCCGUCAUCGAGUACGUGGCUACCGAGAUACUGGAACUGGCCGGAAAGAACGCGCUCGAUUCUAGCAAGAAACGAAUCAUCCCACGGCACGUGCUGUGUGCCAUUCGAUUAGAUACCGAGCUGAACCAGAUGCUGGGGAAUGUGACGAUACCGCAGAGUGGCAUCAUACCACAGCUGAUCGUUCUGCCCCCCGGGAUGUCGUUCUUUACAGCAAGAUGCAAGAAGAAGGCUAAGUAGGUAAAUAUUUAGGUGUUUGUUUGUGUCUAGUUAUGCUGUAAUUUUUGUUAAUAAAUGUGCUCGAAAUAGUGGUUAAAAAUAUUGUGUCACUCAAAUCCGCAUCCGAAUUGAACAAUGAAGCCAUUUCAUGUCUCAUCGGACUUCUGCGGCACAACAAUUUGGUGCAAAACCCUUGGAAGUAGUUCAACACUCUGUUAGUUCUCCCAAAACAUAUUUGUUAAAUAACAAUAGCAAUACAUGAUAAAAUAAAAAAAAUUGGUGCAGGGCAGUAUUAAAUAGUGAAGAUAAAUAAAAUACACAAAAAAUAUAAAAGAACCAUAAUUUGCCAAGAGACUUACCAACU